This is a messenger RNA of Cryptomeria japonica (Japanese cedar), 1996 nucleotides long. RefSeq lists its product as uncharacterized. The record is from RefSeq and is a predicted model, not a curated record. The transcript has 3 exons. NCBI's taxonomy places the organism in Eukaryota, Viridiplantae, Streptophyta, Pinopsida, Cupressales, Cupressaceae. Gene Ontology annotation, biological process: gravitropism. Gene Ontology annotation, cellular component: nucleus. The coding region runs from base 877 to 1719 and encodes 280 amino acids.
AGUGGAGAUGGGCAAAUUUCCGGGAGGGUGAAAGCCCACAAGUGCCAUGAGAAUACAUCCAUUCUUGCUGAUGAUUACAAGAAUAUUAAACCUGAAUUCUCAAACCUUUCUUCCACGUGGCCAUUGCGUCAAGGCAUACGACAUUACAUCUUAAAACCAUUUGUGGAGUUGAUUAAAUCAUGGUCUACACUAUAGAGUUUGCACUCCAUCCUAACAGAAAACUAAUGGGAUCAUUUAAAUUUGAAGCAUAACUUGAAUUUGAAUUUGUUUAUGUAAGGAAUGAUCUCAGCAUCCUAUUGAGGAAAUAUAAUAUAACCCAAUUAAAAGUUUCCCAUUUCCAUUGACCCCACACUGCAUAGCGAGGGCGGCCGGCUGAACUCCAUUGACGAGACAAUUUGCUGAUAUAACGGAGCCCAAAUUCUCUGUGCCACAGAAUUUGGAUGUUUGGGCUUUGUUUCUUAUAACAAAUUUGUCAAAUCAAUUGAGAAAGACAGAGGUUUUAUAUUAUUAGCAUUAAAUGAGUGACCCAAGUAAUGGAGGCCGAGGAUCCGAGGUUUUGGCUGAGGAAAUUCAAUCUGGGUCCAGAGCCGCAAGGGCUGGAGUUCUUUGAAUUUUCGCCUUGGCCACUUCAAAUAGCAUGAUCGGGGAUCUUUAAGAGAAAGUAAAGCUGAAACAAAAGUUUUAUCACAUGGGUAUGCAGAACUUGGAGGGUAAACUGCAAUCGAUCUAGUCUCUCUAGAUCUGGAGGGUAAACUGUUGGAGAAGCUAUUGGUACAGAAAUCCAACGUGAGUAGCCCUAGAAAACUAGGGUUACCUGUUGGAGAAGCAUUUUGUAGAGAAAUCUAAUGUGAGUUGGAAUAGAAAAUUACUUCACCAAUGGAGCAGCAGUGGGAACUUCAACUUAUGCCAGGCUCAAAGCAAGAUGAAGAUGAAGAUCUAAUACCAGCUGAUAAUACUGGACAAUUCCAUUCAAGAGAUUCUUUACAACUCUCCAUUGGGUUUUAUGAGCCACAGCAACAGCAUGAAACCAAGGUAGCUGCAAAACAGCUACAUCCAAGCAAUAUGGAUGAAAACCAAAUGGAAAAAGAGACUCUUGGGCAAGUGACGCUGUGCUUGGGAAGUGGAACAGCUUCAAGUGCAGGUGCAGUUGUGUCCCAUGAAAACCAAAUUAGACAUGAAAAAGAAGAAGAAGAAGAAAAAGCAAAGAUGAUUGCAGAGAGUGAGAAUGAAGAUGGAGGGGCAGCAGAGUUAGUGAAGCAGCAAGCAAGGGAGCAAUUGAGGCUGGCAACUGUAGAAAAGGCCUAUGCAGAGCAUGCAAGAGAAUUGGCCAAAAGGCAGAUGGAAUUAGCAGAGGCAGAAUUUGCCAGUGCCAAGAGAAUUAGAGAGCAAGCUCAAGCUGAGCUUAAUAGAGCUCAGCUACUAAAAGAACAGGCAACCAGGCGCAUUGAUGCUACUUGCAUGGAGAUCACUUGUCAAGCAUGCAGACAGCAAUUUCAGUAUCACCUUUCAUGGCCUCAUCAGCCAACUCCAACUUUAGCAGAUCAGAAUAGAAAUCACCCAACAACAAGAUUCAUUCAUGCCUCUGCAAUCACAGAUCAAUCCAGUCAAGAGGAGACUUAUUUGUCUCUGCAGUUAAAGCCUCAGCCAGCCCAGGAGCAGCAGCUUCUAUUAAAUUCAAGCUCUCAGACAGCUUCCACAUCAAAACAACAAAAGAACUGAGAUUAUCUAUUCGAUUUUAAUAACAGCACACAGUGUGUUAUAGAUAUAACUUAUGUUCAGAGAAGGCUCGACCAUCCAUAGGAAGGCUCCACCGGCCUUGUAUGUGAGCAACUCCAUUCCCAUUCCAAAAUAUCAAUAUUAUUUCUUUAGAUGCUUUAUACCGUACAAAAUAUUCGAGAAAUACGGUGUACUGUGUAUUGUGGAAAAUAUCAACUUUAUUUAUUAUAAUUCCUAUGUUUUUAUGUUUUUGGACUAUAGAGAGUAUUUUCCAAUUUCA